CCCCUCCCCGCGCCUGCGCCAGCGCCAUGCAGCGGGCGGCGCGGGCCUUGCUCGGGGUCCUGCUCCGCGCCCCGCCGCCGCCGUGUCGGCCCCGCCGUCCCCCGCCGCUCCGCCGCCCGGUCUGCAGUUCCGCCGCCGCGGGGCAGCCGCGGGCCACGCACUAUCGCCUGGUGUACACCUGCAAGGUCUGCCAGACCCGAUCAGCAAAAACAAUUUCCAAGUUAGCCUACCAUAACGGGGUGGUGAUCGUGAAGUGUCCCGGCUGCGGGAAUCACCACGUCAUAGCCGAUAACCUGGGAUGGUUUUCAGAUCUGGAAGGAAAGAGGAAUAUCGAGGAAAUCCUGGCAGCCAAAGGGGAGAAGGUGAGACGUGUGACUGGUGAGGAAGCCUUGGAACUGCUUCUGGAAAGCUCGGCAGAUACCGGGUCUCAAGGUCAGCCCACGGAGGGAGAAAGUGGGGAAGCCCCCCCAGAGACUGACAGCAAGGGACAGACCUGACGAAUGGGAUUUCUGUCGUUCUGCUGAUGGCAAGAGAGACUCUUAACCUUUAUUCCCUGAUUUCAAUGGUUUGUGUUUAAAAUAAACUCGGGCAUUGGUCUUUC
Harpia harpyja (harpy eagle) is the source of this 601-nucleotide messenger RNA. RefSeq names its product DNL-type zinc finger (gene DNLZ). Gene Ontology annotation, molecular function: zinc ion binding; protein-folding chaperone binding. Bases 27 to 497 code for a protein of 156 amino acids. Lineage: Eukaryota; Metazoa; Chordata; Aves; Accipitriformes; Accipitridae. The transcript is spliced from 3 exons. Gene Ontology annotation, biological process: protein stabilization; protein folding; protein import into mitochondrial matrix. Gene Ontology annotation, cellular component: mitochondrion. The record is from RefSeq and is a predicted model, not a curated record.